AAAUUGAUUUCUCUAUUUUUGUGAAUUCGGUAAAUUAUCAAAAUUAAAGAUUGGAAACAUUGGUUGAAAUGGCGUCCGCAGGAAAGAAGGGCAAAAAGAAUAAAGGAACAGUUAUCUCCUUGCAAUCAUUUCUAUGUAAUUCUGACGCUCCAGUCGGAACAACCCAAGUCUCAAAAAAAAUACGAAAUUUAGAUGGCGAUGAUAGCGAUGAUGGAAGUGGUACAUUGCCGUUGGUUUAUCAGCUUCCAACCGCUCCGAGGGCAAAUCGGAUAUUCGACGAUAAUUCUAUUCCUCAUAAAGCCCCAUUUAUUGCUUAUAUCAAUAAUUUACCAUUUGACGCAAAUGAAGAUGACCUCUACGAGUUCUUUGAAGGUAUUAAUUUAAUAUCUCUGAGACUACCAAGAGAAGAUGGCGAAAAUGGUCGUUCCAGAGGCUUUGGCUAUGUGGAGUUGGAAAAUCGAGAGGAUUUAAUUCAUGUACUUAGCUUGCCAGACCCCUCUAUUAAAGGUCGCCGCAUUCGCAUUGAGCUAUCGAAUGAAAACGACCAGCAAAGCCGCCAAAAAAGUAAUAGGCGGUUUGAUGGUUUUGGAAAUAAUGGAGAUAAUAGGGAUUCCGGAAAUUGGAGGCGAGACAGCCAAAACAACGGCAGUAACUUUGGUUAUUCUUCCAAUUUUGAAAGAAGCUUUAAUAGAGAGAGAAAAUCUUUACCAGAUAGAGAUGAUGUGAACACUCCUGGAUCUUGGCGCACGAGCGCAAGGCCGCAAUCUAUUGAUACUUCCCCUACACGCAGAGAAGUUGAACAAGUAUCUGAAAAAUAUCGCGAAGGUCGAGUCAAAAUAGCAGACAGAUAUUCCCGAGAAGAGACAUCCAAAGUUGAAGAAGAAAGGCCAAAAUUGAAUUUAAAACCAAGAACUUUACCAUUGCCAGAUGUAAAGACAAUUGAAUUCGAAAAAUGUGACGUUGAUGAAUUUAAUUUGGAUAAACAAGGCGGAACUUCAUCAUUAAACGUGUUUGGGUCUGCAAAACCGGUAGAUACAGCAGCAAGGGAGUUGGAGAUUGAGCAAAGAUUGGCUCUCGCUCGAAAACAGGAUAAGGGGCGCAGAGAACAGGGUUUAAAUGAAAAACUUGCCGAGCUCCAGGUGGAUAAAAAUGAUAAUGAAAGUCUAAGUGCAACAGUUAGUUGGCGCACGAAUCAGGACUACAAGGAAAGCGACAAAAUUAAUAAGUGUCCAGGUAACUAAAAUCUAAAUAUUUGUCUGAAUGUAGAAGUGAAUUUUAUCUGACUUGAGUUUUUAAUCUAAUCAAAAAGCAUAAUAAUAAUAAAUAAUCAGAGGAGGAGGAAAUAUACAACGCCACAUAAAAUACAACAAAUUAACAUUUUUCGAAAAUGUGGGAGAAGCCGUAAUUUGGCAAAUAAUCAAUAACGUAUCUCCUAUAUAUUUGGUUUUCACCGUGCACCUACUUUUUGGGUGCCGACAAAAAAUGCGAUGUCUGUAAAUUAUACCAUUGCUUAAAACCCAAACCACAAAAAAUACUGUAUGCGGGCUUACUUAUGCGAGAACACGAUUUUCAAGCUGGAAAUAUUUUAUUUAAAAAAAAAUCAUAAUUAACUUGUAUUAUUCUAUUAAUAAAAUUCGAGUUGCACAAAAUU
Molecule: messenger RNA, 1651 nt
Organism: Drosophila melanogaster (fruit fly)
Lineage: Eukaryota; Metazoa; Arthropoda; Insecta; Diptera; Drosophilidae
Gene: eIF4B
Product: eukaryotic translation initiation factor 4B
Exons: 2
Coding region: 69-1241 (390 amino acids)
Molecular function (GO): nucleic acid binding; RNA binding
Source: RefSeq, marked reviewed